Myxocyprinus asiaticus (Chinese sucker) is the source of this 3655-nucleotide messenger RNA. Its product is annotated as potassium voltage-gated channel subfamily A member 3-like. The record is from RefSeq and is a predicted model, not a curated record. Bases 43 to 1599 code for a protein of 518 amino acids. Gene Ontology annotation, molecular function: protein binding; delayed rectifier potassium channel activity. Gene Ontology annotation, biological process: protein homooligomerization; potassium ion transmembrane transport. The transcript is spliced from 2 exons. Gene Ontology annotation, cellular component: membrane; voltage-gated potassium channel complex. NCBI's taxonomy places the organism in Eukaryota, Metazoa, Chordata, Actinopteri, Cypriniformes, Catostomidae.
CAGGAGGCGCGGCUUCCACUGCCCCUCCACUUAAGCAGCUGUAUGGACGAGCACCUCAGCCUCCUCCACUCGCCUCCGCCUUCCUCGACCAAGCGCCGGGCCAACAACCUCGUGAACCACGGCUACACGGAAAACGAGCAAGACAUCAUGACAAUUGUUGCUUGCGACAACAUGCUGGAAGAGUCGGCGGCGCUGCCCGGGCACAACUCGCUGGAGCGCUACGAGCAAGACCACGAUUGUUGCGAGAGAGUUGUCAUCAACAUCUCAGGCUUGCGCUUCGAAACGCAGCUCAAAACCCUCCAACAGUUCCCCGAGACUUUACUCGGAGACCCCAAGAAGAGAAUGCGCUACUUUGACCCAUUAAGAAACGAGUAUUUCUUUGACAGAAACCGCCCGAGCUUCGACGCAAUUUUGUAUUACUACCAGUCAGGGGGGCGUAUUAGGAGACCCGUGAACGUGCCAAUUGACAUCUUCUCUGAAGAGAUACGCUUCUACGAACUCGGGGAGGAGGCCAUGGAGAAAUUCAGAGAGGACGAGGGCUUUAUAAAGGAGGAAGAGCGCCCUUUGCCCACCCAUGAAUUUCAGCGACAGGUGUGGUUGCUCUUCGAGUAUCCCGAGAGCUCGGGUCCAGCCAGGGGCAUCGCUAUAGUCUCCGUUUUGGUCAUUUUAAUAUCAAUCGUCAUCUUUUGUCUGGAAACACUGCCCGAGUUUCGGGACGACAAAGACCCGACUACGGUCGCUCCCCUUAUGAACGGAACUCUCCCGUACUUCACGAGUCCCUUCUCUGACCCGUUCUUCGUCGUCGAGACUCUUUGCAUCAUUUGGUUUUCGUUUGAACUGCUGGUCAGGUUCUUCGCGUGCCCCAGCAAAGCCACGUUCUCCAAAAACAUCAUGAACAUCAUUGACAUCGUGGCUAUCAUACCGUAUUUCAUCACUCUGGGGACCGAGCUCGCAGAAAGGCAAGGCAACGGCCAACAGGCGAUGUCUUUGGCCAUUCUCCGGGUCAUCAGACUAGUCCGGGUGUUCCGGAUCUUCAAACUAUCGCGGCACUCGAAAGGUCUCCAGAUUUUGGGGCAGACUCUGAAAGCCAGCAUGAGAGAGUUGGGAUUGUUGAUUUUCUUUCUCUUCAUCGGGGUCAUCCUGUUCUCUAGCGCCGUCUACUUCGCCGAGGCGGACGAUCCCGACUCGGGCUUCAGCAGCAUCCCUGAUGCGUUCUGGUGGGCGGUGGUAACCAUGACGACGGUGGGAUACGGCGAUAUGCACCCGGUCACCAUAGGGGGCAAAAUCGUCGGCUCUCUGUGUGCGAUCGCGGGCGUGUUAACCAUCGCUUUGCCAGUGCCUGUUAUCGUGUCCAAUUUCAACUACUUUUACCACCGAGAGACUGAGGGCGAGGAACAGGCUCAGUACCUCCACAUCGGCAGCUGUCAGCCGCUGUCAUCUUCCGAGGAGCUGAAGAAGACGCGUAGCACGUCAUCACUCAGCAAGUCGGAGUACAUGGUCAUUGAGGAGGGCAUCAACAGCGCGUUCAAAGCACCAAACUUCCCCGUUCAGAACAACCAAAACUGCGUGAACAUUAAAAAGAUGUUCACAGACGUGUAGGAUCACUACAGCUUUCCAACAGUACCAAUAAUGAUAAAAGUGACUCGUCGUUGCAAGUAUGCGUGAAGGCAACGCUGUAGGUUAAUGUCAUGACAGUCAAGCGCUGAGAGCGUCGAGGGAAAUUAAUACAUGAUUUUUUUUUACGCGCCAGUCCCAUGCAGUGUUUAUCACCUGUUCGAUUGAACCAUUUUAGGCUACUCUUGAGGACUGUACAUUCAUUCAAAUAGGCAAUAUGUGAAAUCAGUAUAUCGUCAAUGACAAUUUAAUAGCUAUAAUAUUCGAAUGCACUCAUUGCGUUACAUAGCCGACUUUGAAAUCAAAAAACCGGGAACUGAACCCAGUUAAUAUGGGAAUGGGGGGGUUGGGGAACUGGUAGCCAGUUCUGUAUUUUCUUACACUAUGAACAAGUGCGUUCAGAUAACAUAUCACUAUUUUGUGUGCUUUAUUGUGUGUUGUUGACUCGUCAAGAAACAUGCGUAAGAUGCUAAAUGUGAACUGUAUGUGCUACUAUUCAUACAGACUUUGGAGAUCUAAGAAUACAGAUCUAAAAUGUGUUAUAAUUCAAGCACAAAUGCAAAGACUUUUUAAUGUGUACCAAUCACUGCGAGACAAGAGGGAGGGGAAAGAUCAGAGACUGAAAGCGCUUUCGACUGGAUACUUCUUAUCACGUUGAAGUGAUGCAGUCUCCAUAGCGACGAUGGGUUCCUCGGCAACCUGCUAUUGUUGCCAUGGCAUCUUUAUUUUGAUUUUUUGAUUUUUUUUGCUUUCCAAAGAAAUCCACCUGAAUGUUUUGGAGGUCUGGCUGAAGGUUCGAAACGAGAUGAACUAUUGUGACCUCACUAGAUAAGCUGGUGAAAGUGGAGACGAAAGACCACGAGAACAUGAUACAUAUUAAGAAAUUCUUCCGGAGUAUCAUCAAAAAUUCCCAACUAUUUCGCCACACUCUGGGAUAAAGUGCAAUAUAUGUGAAAGUUUCAUCACUUGAAUAGUUAAAGAAAUAAACACUGUCCAACAUGCACAGUGAACCAAAGCGACUGCCGAUACACUGCUCGUUCACAAGGGGCUGCUCUAUCUACGCCAAAUGCUUUGGGCAGCCUAUCUCUAUCCCCCCAUAGGAUGGACAUCUCGCCUUGUCUUAACAAACAGCAAUGAGAAAGGAGAAGAAGAUGAAGCUUUAAAGGAGUUUAAUGUCUUGAGGCCGGAUUGCCUGUGUGGACCCCAGCUUGCCAAAUGUAGGGGCUUGUGGACUGUUCCCUUCUCCUCCAUACUAAUGGGAGGAGGUGCCUUCAAAAAAUACCCCCAUACAGUCUCCGGGCCCUGUUUCUCCCUGGCUAGACAGCCUCUGCGCACCACUUGCCUUUUCUGUGUUCAGUAUUAUGCCUCUUUACCAAAAAAAGAUGGACUUGUGUGUUCAUGUGCUUUUUUGCUGCUAAAUGUAAGACUCUUAAAGGCAAAGUUCAACCAAAAGUGAAAAUGUGCUAAUUAUUUUCUCACCCUCAUAUUAUUCCAAAACCAGAUGACUUUUUUUCUUCUCACAAAAGGAGAUGUUAGACAGAAUGUUAGCCUCAGUCAUCAUUCACUUUCACUGAAUGGAAACAGAUGCAUUGAAAGUGAAUGACCAGGCUAACAUCUCUUUUUGUUUUCCACAGAAGAAAGACAUAUGGGUUUUGAACAACAUGAGGGUGAGUAAAUGAUGACAGAAUUGUCAUUUUUGGGUGAAUUUUCAUUUUAACUCCACAUAAGUGCUCCUACACACCCCUCUCUGGAGGAGUGUGCUAGUUAAUCUAGAUUCAUCAGUUGUCAUGUGUCGUCAGGCUGUGAUGUUGUCGUUGACAUUGCUGUAUAAACUGAUAGUCAUAAACGUGACUGCCUCCUUGUCAUUUUUUAUUUUCAUUUGUGUUGGUUACUUUUCUCUUUUUCUCUGUUUGUGUCACAUCACAUACCAACUUAGAUCAUUCUAAUGACCUCCAUUUACAUGUAAAUAUUUGGUCACAUUGCAGUUGACAAAUGCAGUUGUGUUAUGUUGAUGCAAUGUUGCAACAUGGUGAAAAAGACA